Molecule: messenger RNA, 582 nt
Organism: Schistocerca americana (American grasshopper)
Lineage: Eukaryota; Metazoa; Arthropoda; Insecta; Orthoptera; Acrididae
Product: mite allergen Der f 3-like
Exons: 4
Coding region: 1-582 (193 amino acids)
Biological process (GO): proteolysis
Molecular function (GO): serine-type endopeptidase activity
Source: RefSeq, a predicted model, not a curated record
AUGACUGCUGACCAUGAUUCGGACCACAGGGACAUGAGCUUGUUGUCGGUGCUGUCCGGCACGACACGGCUUCACGAGGGCGGCACGCGACACAAGCUGCAGGCGGCCGUCGUCCACCCGGGCUACGACGGCGACACACUGCUGCACGACAUAUGCAUCCUCAAGGUUGCGGAGCCGUUCCAGCUGGACGGCGUGAAGGUCGCCGCAGCGACGCUGCCGCAGCAGGGGCAGCCCGUGCAAGACGGAGCCGUCGCCAUAGUUGUCGGCUGGGGGCUCUUGCAGGAGGCGGACAACCAGCCGUCGGAGCGGCUGCAGAAGGCGGAGCUGCGUAUCGUGAACCAGGAGGAGUGCCGACGCGUGUACAAGACUGUGGGCGACCUAGUGCACGACACCAACCUGUGCGCCGGCGUGGCCCAGGGCGGCGUCGGCGCGUGCCAGGGUGACUCGGGCGGCCCGCUGUUCGUCGACGACGUGCUGGUGGGGCUGACGUCGUUCUCGUACGGCUGCGCCCGGCGCAACUUCCCUGCCGUCUUCACGCGUGUCGCCUCCUAUGUUGACUGGAUAAUGCAGCACAUACAGUGA